GCUCACUGUCCUUCGUUUCAAGACCACAUGACUUCCAUUGAAAGGCACUUUGAGCAGGAAAUGAAAGAAGCAGUUGAGUCACUUGAGUCUGCACACCGGCAAACAAUGCAUGCCUGCAGUUGUGGCCAAGGUGUAACGGGGCAAAUGGACAUCCGUAAUGUUCUGUUCCACAGAGCAUCCUUUUGGGAGCGUUUGGCUGCAUUCUGGAAAGGAUUAUCACUGUCGUCCCUGAGCAGUAGGUUAGGGAGGUUUGGAAAGAGCAUUGCAAAGGCAGUUUGGGGGUCCAAAAGCAGGGUAGAAUCCAUACUGCGCAACUACUGGAGACAAGCACCUACAGGCACACCCCUGGUAGAAAUCCUGAUGCAGGCACUGUCAUCAUCAGAUGAACUGCUCACUGAGCUGGCAGAAAGGCAGAUGCAGCCACAGCGCAACUUGUUGGCUCUACUGGAAGCCGACAUCACAAAGAUGAGGACCAUCAUGGAGCAGACAAUACACCAGACCUUCAAAGACACCAGAAGUAAUGAAAUGAUCAAGCAAACCUAUGAGCCGCAAAGUAGGGACAUCAGCAACUUUCUGGGCCAGCUGGCAGUGUUCCACUUGACAAGCACUAGGAGGUACGAGUAUGACCUGGACAAGAUCAAAGGUUGGACAGACACAAGGAACAGGAAAGGAGGCGGCUCCUUUGGUGAAGUGUACCGAGUUCAAGUCCCAUGGAAGGGAGCAGAGACUCCAGCAGCACUGAAGAUUGGACUCAUGCCAUACGACAUCACAACUGAAGAAACUGCCUCUGACUUCCUGAAGGAAGAAGACAACUUACGGAAGCUGAAAGGAGCCCACAUUGUGGAGUACUACGGCACGGCGUACAGGAGGGAGCGGCGUGGCCUGAGGCUGGGGCUGGUCAUGGAGCUGUGUGACGGAACACUGGAGAGCAGGAUCAUUGGCAACAGAGACCGUAACCCAGCCUGGUGGGGUUCUAACCCAGAGAAGAAGGCAGCAGCCUUCAGCUACACCCAGAACCUGGCAGUGCAGCUGUGUGAGGGACUCAAACACAUCCAUAAGGAAGGCUACAUCCACAGGGACCUCAAACUCAGCAAUAUACUGGUGACCAGGGAUGACACUGUGAAGCUUGCUGAUGUUGGACUGACCAAACAAGAGAUGAAAAUCACAGGCACAGUAGCCGGAACCCCCCUCUAUGCAGCCCCGGAGGUGAAGGAAAGGAAGGUUUACAACAGGAGUGCCGACAUCUACAGCCUGGGCCUCAUCCUGUGGGAGAUGUGGUACGGGAGGGCCUUGUAUGGGCUCCACACUGAGGAUGCUGCUUAUGCCAAACAGAUGGAAGAAGACUUGAAGAAAGGGAAGGACAUCAGGAUGCCACGAUGGCGAGAUACAGUCCCCCCCAUCCGUGAGUGGACCAGGCUGAUCCACGACUGUCUCAGGUUGGAUCCAAAGGAACGACCAGAGAUACAGGACUGUCUGGACAGGAUUAAAGCUAUGAAGGUCACCAACAUACAUGUAUGUGUAGCAAUGGCAGAGACAGUAUUAGACCUCCCCACAGAGGAGGAGAUAGACCAGAUGAAGCUGGGUAAGCUAACCCGGUUUCUCCGGAAAGAGUUUGGCAUGACUGAGGAGGAAAUUGAUGACCUGGAAACAGAGGAGGCGAGGACAGAAGUGAAGAAGAGGAUCAGGGACAUCUGGGCAGCAGCAGCUACAAGAAGACGUCCUGGUCAGGCUGCAGAAAGCCUGCGGGAAAUCCUUGAGGCACACAACUCAAAACGAGAACACCUGGCAGAGUUGUGCCACAACAUUGCAGCCUUCCUUCCCAGUCUGGACAGAAGUACCAAGGAAAACUUGAAUAUACAAUUUGGUUGUGAGGUGGAAGACAUCCUAACAGACGUGCAGACACAGUUACACAGAGAAGAGUGUCCCAUUCUUGUAGCAGGAGAAACAUCCUCAGGAAAGAGCACCUUCCUGAACGUGCUGCUGGGAGGUGACAUCCUGCCUGUGUCCCACCUCAGCAGCACUUCCACCAUCUGUGAGGUCAAGUAUGGAGAAACUCGACAGGCUGUGGUCCAUCUGCGCAAGUCAGGAAUCAUUGGCAAAAUUACGGGACUAAAGACAGUCACCAUCCCACUGGACGGCACAAAGGAGCGUCAGGAUGAACUGAAAAGCUACAUGCAUCUGGAAGGAGCCAGUCGAGAUCAACUUCCUCCAGCUAAGAGGGUCGAGAUCUUCUGGCCUCUUCCUCUUCUUCAAGUAAGGCUAAAUUUAUAGAUAAGCUAGCUCGGAGGAAUAGUCCUAGUGGACAGUCCCGGUGUGGGAGAAAGUGAGAUGAUGGAUGACCUUGUUGCUGACUACAUGCCCAAAGUUUUUGCCUUCCUGUACAUCAUUGACAGCUCCAGGGCAGGGGGAGUGCAACAGGACAGGUUGGGACGACUUCUACAGCUGUAUGCAAAAAAAGAAAAAGCUGAAGAUUUCAACCCAGAAUCAGCCAUGUUCAUCUGCAACAAGUGGGACACUGUGAAACCUAAGGAUCAAGAGGAAGUGAAGAGUGAGACACUCAGGAAGCUGUCAGCGAUGUGGCAUGGUCUGGGGGAGUCACAGGUCUUCUUUGUGUCAACAGAAAAGGCAGUAGGACCAUUUGGGAUUCUGUCAGAAGACUUCAGCAAAGUUCUGGAUGGUCUGGACUUGCUGCUGCCAAAGAGUCUUGACAUCAAACUGGAAACUCAGUACAGGAUACUUACUCGGCUUACUGCAGCUCUGUAUGAACAAAGUAGGGACAUCAACAGCUUCCUGGGCCAGCUGGCAAUGUUCCACCUGACUGAGAUGAGAAAGUAUGAGUUUGAGCUGGACAGCAUCAUAGGUUGGACAGACACAUGGAUAGGAGGCGGGGGCUUUGGUGAAGUGUACCAAGUUCAAGUCCUAUGGAAGGGAGCAGAGACUCCUGCAGCACUCCUGAAGAUUGGAUCUGGAGUCUAUCCAUAUGACAUCAUAACAACAGAAACUGCCUGGGAAUACCUGCAGGAGGAAGAAAUCCUACGGAAGCUGAAGGGAGAUCACAUUGUGAAGUACUACGGCACAGCGUACAGGAAAGAGGAUGAUGAGCUGAGACUGGGGCUGGUCAUGGAGCUGUGUGAGGGAACACUGGCGGACAGGAUCGUUGGACAGAGGGACCGUAACCCAGCCUGGUGGAAACAUAACCCAGAGAAGAAGGCAGCAGCCUUCAGCUACACCCAGAACCUGGCAGUGCAGCUGUGUGAGGGACUCAAGACUAUCCAUGAUGCAGGGUACAUCCAUAGAGAUCUCAAACUUAUCAAUAUUCUGGUGACCAAGGAGGACACAGUGAAGCUUGCUGAUGUUGGACAGACCAAAAGAGAGGUAAAAGUCACAGGCACCAUAGCUGGGACCCCCCUCUAUGCUGCACCAGAAGUAAAGGAAAGGAAGGUCUAUGACAGGAGUGCCGACAUCUACAGCCUGGGCCUCAUCCUGUGGGAGAUGUGGUAUGGCAUAACCUUGUAUGGGACGGGAGAAAAAGUAAAGGAUCAGGCUGUGCAAACUUACAUGUAUGUAACAGAGAUGAACAAGGACUUGGAGAAAGGGAGGGACAUCAGAAUGCCACAUUGGCGAGGUACAGUCCCCCCCACCCGUGAGUGGACCAGGCUGAUCCAUGACUGUCUCAAGAAGGAUCCAAGGAAACGACCAGAGAUACAGGAGUGUUUGCAAAGGAUCUCAGAUAUGCGUACUGUACUUCAUCAGGUUUGGUAGUGACUCGAGUAUGUUGUUAGCAGUAAUGAAAUAAUUUUAGCUAGUUUUGUCCGAGAAUUGCAAACUAUGUAAAGUAGUGAUUCCGUUUUGUGAGAACUGGUUGAAUUUGCAUCUUUCUUACUACAUGUAAACAUGUAGGCUAGCUUUAAAAUUUGAUGUUAUCGUAGAAGAUAGCUUUCCAAGAAUUUUAUAAAAUCAACACAUCCAUCAAGCCAUGAAAAGGAUUGAUAAGGUAAUAAUAUCUUGUGUAUCUUUUGCACUAUGUGAAACAGUGUGGCAUGUUGUGCUUAUUAUAGAUAAACCUGUACCUGGCUGAUACUUCAGCAUUCUUUGUGAAAAAAAUUUGUUUGAUAGUCAUUUGCGUGCUAGUACUUGGUUAAAGAUGUAAUAUAGUGUGAUCAGAUCUAGUAUAAUAUUCAGAUCAAAGGGGCAGCUACAGCUGCCAUUUUUCUGUGAAAAGUGUGAUGUUGGCAAAUUUACAACUGACUUACAAAUGUCAACACAUGUACAAGACACCAAAAUCAUGUUCAACAAUGGUUUUAUUCCUGCUUCCAUGAUAGAAAUAUUCACUAACAAGGUACAAUGGGAUGCAUACAUGUAUGUCAAAUCUAGUGUUAUUAUGAGAGAGGAACAAGAUGUAUAGACCAGAAUUUGUGAGUUUGUCAACAAUGCUAUAUAAUAUGUCAAGUAUUUGACGAUAUCAAAUCAUGAACCUGCUGUGUCAAAAUCUUGAAGUUCUUGCCUUUUAUUGAAUAUGUUCACACAUAAUACACCAAAUUCAUCUUCAUGAAAACUCAGAUAUCCAGCUGCUACAGAUUUGUAAUGGAACAAGGCAUCAUUUGAUGUAUAAGUCAAGUUACUUUAAUUUAUAAAGUGAGAGAAGUGUAAAGUCAUUAUCAUUGCAAA
Messenger RNA from Branchiostoma belcheri (Belcher's lancelet), 4668 nucleotides. RefSeq lists its product as uncharacterized. The transcript is spliced from 16 exons. NCBI's taxonomy places the organism in Eukaryota, Metazoa, Chordata, Leptocardii, Amphioxiformes, Branchiostomatidae. Gene Ontology annotation, molecular function: ATP binding; protein kinase activity. The record is from RefSeq and is a predicted model, not a curated record. Gene Ontology annotation, biological process: protein phosphorylation.